AUGCAGCAUCACUUCCACCUCAAUCGCAGUUUCGAUAUGCAGUUGUCUCCCGUUGCAGCCUCUAUUAUCGACUGGGCUCCAGCUGGCCGCACCGGUACCGUUGGGAAUUCCCACACUCCCGCAUGUUCCCUUCCAACUGUAGGCGUAAACGGGUCACACACUCAUGCGGUGGAUUCGACGUCAUUAAGCGGUGCGGCUAAACUUAAACCUGCUGAAAAUCUCUCUGGCAUGCGGGUGCUGCACCGGUGCACUCGGCAGUUGCUUGCCAAUUCGUGCGUGUUGGUGCCGAUCUUUUCACGGGGUACGUUUAAUGUGAAUGCGGGGCUGCUCGCUUCUCUCGGUCUGACCGGCGGGUGGAACGAUGCCUGCUCGCGGCCUUCCGGUUUCCACGCCAAUGAUGUGCUGCAAUUGGAGGCGACGUGGGGCAAGAGGCAAUGGGCGGGGAUAUUUAACUUGGUGUGUUUCUCUUGGAUGUCUACCACUCUUCCCCUAUUUGAGUUUAUUACGGUGUCACCUCGGACAGAUUCGUCGCUGCAGGUCGACCGACUGAUGUUCAACUGGAGCGGUUUCUGGCGGGUGUUCGUUUCGGGUGACGGCAGUCGCCGAAAUUCGCUCAUAUCGAUGGAUUCCCCCGCUGAAAGGUUUGUCGCUGACGUACCUGUUGCGCCCACUGGGAAACUACCUGACGAGAGUAAGUUGGGUGGUGUUACCGGUGUUGAUAAAAAACAUGACGGGCUUUCCACUACGCCUCCGAUUACCUCUAAUGGUGAUGAUACAAGACGUGGAGGUGCCAUCAGUACUGGAAAAAAAGUAAAGGUUGGUAAUACCAGUGGCAAUACCACUUCAAUGAAUGGCGAUAGCGGUAGCGGCACGGCAGGGGUUUGCAUGAAGAAAAGGGAAGAAGUUGCUGAGCCUGUCAGUGGCUCGAGUAGUGAGUUAUGCGCCGAAACACAGAAGGUGGGUCGGUGGUGGAGGAUUCGAGAGUUGCGCUGCGGUGUAGGUGUUGCUCUGAAAAAUGACAUCGUGAGUGCAGCAAACGCUUACUUUGGUUAUAGCUUCCACCUGGGUCGAGCACUAACUUUCUCCUCGCAUGUGGAUGUUCUCCGUCGCGGCUGCUACUCCGUCACAUGCAGCACCGAUCGCUUCGACCUCGCCACGCGUCUGCGUGUCAACCACAUCACAUCGCAUUUCACCGAGAUGGAUGCUGGAAUUGGUUGGCGGCCGCUACGGCACGUACCUGGCUUUACGUGCCGCCUCUCGUACUCGAUGGGCCGCACAUCGAUGGGUUUUACUGCCCGUGAUGUUACUACUCACUGGGGUUUGGCGGCUCACAGAACUGAAACUCCGGUGCAGGCCACAGCGGUUCUACCACCACCGCUAUCUUCCCUCCCUGUCCCCGUUGCUGUGGAGUCAAGGGGAGCUUUGUUACAGUUGUGGGACGCUAGCGUGGACUGGGGGCUGAGUGCAGCUCAUUUAGUGCUUGGUACUCUUUUACCUUCAUUAACUGGGAGCGCAGCAGCGGGGCGGCGGGUUGUAAAGGAGGGGGAGGAGGUGGAGGUUCCGGAGCAUAAACCCAGGCAGUGGAAUCGUCUCUCUCGAGCAUUUCUUGCUGGUGUCAGCUACUGUAAAGCUUCGGUAACACAGGCGAAAUUUGACCUCACGAUGGGGGUGGCGACGCAGCAACCGAGACAAUCGAGGCCUCUGAGGUUCUUUUUUGUUGUUUCAGCCUACUGA
Messenger RNA from Trypanosoma brucei brucei TREU927, 1734 nucleotides. RefSeq lists its product as hypothetical. The record is from RefSeq and is a predicted model, not a curated record. The transcript has a single exon. Bases 1 to 1734 code for a protein of 577 amino acids. Lineage: Eukaryota; Euglenozoa; Kinetoplastea; Trypanosomatida; Trypanosomatidae.